Molecule: messenger RNA, 1141 nt
Organism: Gamsiella multidivaricata
Lineage: Eukaryota; Fungi; Mortierellomycota; Mortierellomycetes; Mortierellales; Mortierellaceae
Product: histone-fold-containing protein
Exons: 4
Coding region: 149-1045 (298 amino acids)
Biological process (GO): regulation of DNA-templated transcription
Cellular component (GO): CCAAT-binding factor complex; nucleus
Molecular function (GO): protein heterodimerization activity; DNA binding; DNA-binding transcription activator activity, RNA polymerase II-specific
Source: RefSeq, a predicted model, not a curated record
GAAACGUCCAAGGAAGACUAUCACCUGAUGCUACCUUUUUUUUUCUGUGUGGGUCUCAUUUGUAAGUUACCAUUUGUCUACGGGCGUAUCCACUCACAGCUCUUCGAACCUCUUCUUUACUCCAAUCAUAACAUCCGCGACACUAACCAUGAACCCGCAGCAUCAGCGCGCCAACUCCUCCGGGACACCCUAUCCAGCACCGACUGGUUACUAUCCGGAGCAACAGCAGCCCAACCGCCAGCAGCAGGGCCAGCAGAUCGUACAGCCGCAACACCAGCAGCCCAUGUACCCAGUGCUCCCUUCCAUGAACCACCCUCCGCCACCGCUGAUGCACCACCAUGACCCUGCGUUUGCACACCAUCAACCCAUGCAGCAGGCACAUAUGCAUCUGCUUCAAUCCUUCUGGUUGCGACAGAUGCAUGAGAUCCAAAACUUACCCCAAGACUUCAAAAUCCACCACCUUCCACUGGCGCGCAUCAAGAAAGUCAUGAAGACAGACGAUGAUGUCAAGGCCAAGAUGAUCAGCGCCGACGCGCCGAUGAUCUUUGACAAGGGAUGCGAGAUCUUCAUUACGGAGUUGACACUCCGCGCAUGGAUCCACGCAGAAGAAAACAAGAGGCGGACACUCCAACGAAGCGACAUUGCGGCAGCGAUCGCCAAGACCGACAUGUUUGAUUUCCUGAUCGACAUUGUCCCGCGUGAAGAGUACAAGAUCUCGCUUCCCAAGGAGCACAAGAUGCAGCACGGGAUCGCAGGACACGAUCGUCGUCGUAGCCAGGAAAUGUUUCAUCAGCCCAUGCCUGGACCCGCGAGCGCCACGGGACCCAAGGGACCGGGUGUGGCUGGUGCUGGUGUUGGUAGUGCGUUGGACGCAGGCAUGGGUUUGGAAGGAUACUACCCAUACGGUAUGAUGGACAAUAGCACGUAUACGCUGAGCCAAGAGCAGCAGCAACAGCAACAGCAACAGCAGCAACAACAGCUACAAAUGCAGUAUAUGAAUCAAGCACAGCAAUCGCAUCCCUCGCAGCAGCAAUACGAUUACUAGAUGCAAUAUGAAUGGCAAGGAACAGGCGUAUUGUCCACUCACUUGUAGUGUUAUUUAAAUAGCCUGCAUUCGAUAUACAGCAAUACAAAAAAACCU